AGUUGCUUUUCACCCUUUUGAACUGUUUGAAGUUUUUUCUAACCACAGGCAUAUAUUUUUCAAAAUAAAAAUUAUUAAGAUUUUUGGCCCUUCUGUCUGGCAGCAGCAAUCAGGUGAGCCAAGAUGGGUGCAUACAAGUACAUCCACGAGCUGUGGAGGAAGAAGCAGUCUGAUGUCAUGAGCUUUCUUCUGAGGGUCUGCUGCUGGCAGUACCGCCAGCUCUCUGCUCUCCACAGGGCUCCCCGCCCCACCCGGCCCAAUAAAGUGCACCAACUGGGCUACAAGAUCAAGCAAGGUUAUGUUAUAUACGGUAUUCGUAUUCUCCGUGAUGGCCGAAAAUGCUCAGUUCCUAAGGGUGCAACUUACGGCAAGCCUGUCCAUCGUGGUAUUAACUGAAGCCUACAGUUGAUUGCAGAGGAGUGAGUUGGACGCCACUGUGGGGCUCUAAGAGUCCUGAAUUCUUACUGGAUGGGUGAAGAUUUCACACACAAAUUUUUUGAGGUUAUCAUUGAUCCAUUCCAUAAAGCUAUCGGAAGAAAUCCUGACACCCAGUGGAUCACCAAACCAGUCCACAAGCACAAGGAGAAGCGUGGCCUGGCAUGUGCAGGCCAAAAGAGCCAUGGCCUUGGAAAGGGCCGUAAGUUCCACCACACUAUUGGUGGUUCUUGCCGGGCAGCUUGGAGAAGGCGCAAUACUCUCAAUCUCCACUGUUACCACUGAUAUAAGUAAAGUUUGUAAAACUCAUACCUAAUAAACAAUGUAGGACAGUCAAAAAAAUUACUAAGAU
Messenger RNA from Gorilla gorilla gorilla (western lowland gorilla), 787 nucleotides. RefSeq names its product large ribosomal subunit protein eL15-like. Gene Ontology annotation, biological process: cytoplasmic translation. Gene Ontology annotation, molecular function: RNA binding; structural constituent of ribosome. Gene Ontology annotation, cellular component: cytosolic large ribosomal subunit; ribosome. The record is from RefSeq and is a predicted model, not a curated record. Lineage: Eukaryota; Metazoa; Chordata; Mammalia; Primates; Hominidae. The transcript has a single exon.